UUUGUACUUUUUCUUCUUUGCCUAUCUUAAUUUUUGUCACAAUCUUCACUUUCUGGCUUCGCUUCACCAUCUAGCAGCAGCGUGUCGAGCUCGUACCUCGGAAAACUCGUACAUUAAUGCAUUCAUAGGUCAAAGUACCACUGUUUAACCAUAACCAGAAUGACUGUUUUUGUUGUUGUUGGCUUUAGAAUUUGAGAAGCCAUGGAGAAAGAUGCCUUGGGGGAGCAAAGACAUUUUAGAAGAGAAACUGAGGAACUUUGAGCCCUCCACUCCUGAUGCUGAGUUUGUCAGGAUUCUUAUUGUUGGUGAAAUUGGAGUAGGAAAGUCCAGCUUUAUCAAUUCUGUCAAUAAUGCUUUCCAAAAGCGAAUCACCUGUGGGGCUCUGGUUGAUGUGGAGGGUGGACACAGUUUCACAAAAAUUUUUAAAACCCACUACAUCAAGCGGAAAAAUGGCUCCAAUUUGCCUUUUGUCUUCAAUGAUAUAAUGGGACUGGAAUAUGAAGACGAACAUGGUGCACGUGUACAGGACAUUAUCUCAGCCUUAAAGGGCUGUCUUAAAGAAGGAUACAAAUUUAAUCCUGCUACGGCCGCAUCUAAAAACGACCACAACUACAAAAAAAAUCCCAAAGUUUCUGAUCAAACCUUCUACGUGGUCUACGUUAUAACAGCACACAAAGUGUCAUUCAUGAGGAAGGAGGUUAUUCAAAAGCUGAGAAUGAUUCGUGAGGAAGCUUCAAAAUAUAGAUAA
Molecule: messenger RNA, 748 nt
Organism: Silurus meridionalis
Lineage: Eukaryota; Metazoa; Chordata; Actinopteri; Siluriformes; Siluridae
Product: interferon-induced protein 44-like
Exons: 5
Coding region: 212-748 (178 amino acids)
Source: RefSeq, a predicted model, not a curated record